Onychostoma macrolepis is the source of this 1374-nucleotide messenger RNA. It is a transcript of the gene crybb2, whose product is annotated as crystallin, beta B2. Lineage: Eukaryota; Metazoa; Chordata; Actinopteri; Cypriniformes; Cyprinidae. The transcript is spliced from 6 exons. The record is from RefSeq and is a predicted model, not a curated record. Gene Ontology annotation, biological process: lens development in camera-type eye; visual perception. Gene Ontology annotation, molecular function: structural constituent of eye lens. Bases 537 to 1163 code for a protein of 208 amino acids.
GGUGACCCUCCAAGCCAGAAUGUUCCUCAAACAAUACAUCAUUGAUGAAAAACAUAAUUAAUAUUGAUUAUGAUUAUGGAACACAUGUGACAACGUAAGAUGUUUCCGAAAUCUCAUUGGAUUCAGAAUAAUUGUGAAUAGCAAAGAUGCAUCAGCCUCUCUCUUUCAGCUCCACAUCCAGAGUUGGUCACUCUUGUUGGAGGUCCUGGACUCUUGGCACAGGUUGUGCUGAAUCAUGGGAUAUGGAACAAAGCGUGGCUGGGCGAAAACUGACAACUAAUGAAAUAACUUUGUGGGGUAUCAAAAGAAAAGGGAGGGGAGGAUGGCCAGGGUGAGGAUGUUUGGCUGGUACUUCUUCAGCCCUCCCAGUGCCAGCUGGUCAGCCUAUUAGGACCUGAAUAUGAGCGUGUUCUGGACAGAGACAUGUUUUGGCAGUGUUUCCGCCCCUGAGCUUGCGGUAUAUAUUGAGCCGCUCAUGCCACCCCACAGCGACUGGCACAUCCCGGAGCUGCUCAUCACACCCAUCCUGGUUCAUUAUGGCAACUGAUCACCAGAACCCUGCAACCAAGCAAAAACAACCAGUUGCCAGUAACUUCAAGUUGGUCAUCUACGAACAGGAAAACUUUCAAGGCCGCUGUCAUGAGCUGACUGGGCCCUGUAACAACAUCCAGGAGGCGGACGUGGCGAAAGUGGGCUCAAUACUGGUGCUGUGUGGACCGUGGGUGGGAUAUGAGCAGCCCGGCUGUAAGGGGGAACAGUAUGUGUUUGAGAAGGGUGAGUAUCCUCGCUGGGACGCCUGGACCAACAGCAGACGCAGUGACUGCAUCGUCGCCUUCCGCCCCAUCAAAGUGGACAGCCAGGAACACAAGAUCGUACUCUAUGAGAACCCAAGCUUCGCUGGGAAGAAGAUUGAGAUCAUAGAUGAUGAUGUUCCCAGCUUCCACGCUCAUGGAUACCAUGAGAAAGUCUCUUCAGUUCGUGUGCAGAGUGGCACCUGGGUGGGCUAUCAGUACCCAGGAUACAGAGGCUACCAGUACUUGUUUGAGAAAGGAGAGUUUAAGGAGUGUUCUGAGUUUGGGGCCGCGAUGCCUCAGAUCCAGUCCGUGAGGCGCAUCCGUGACAUGCAGUAUCACCCAAGAGGGGCCUUCCAACCCUCCACCUAAGUUCCCAGCACUUCUCCUCAAACCCUAAAGCUUCUGAGACGCCCCAUCCUUUCCUUACUCUUCACCUCUGAAUGCUUAUCUUUGACUCUUUCAGUUGUGUCAGUGAUUCCAUUUGCUACUGCUGAGAAAUAAAUAAGUGAUUUUGCGUUAUGAAUGUUUCUGAGCUUUUAUUUGGGCAUUCACUGUUGGACUUUUUAGAAAUCUAUAGCUG